This is a messenger RNA of Limanda limanda (common dab), 1146 nucleotides long. Its product is annotated as urea transporter 2. Gene Ontology annotation, biological process: urea transmembrane transport. NCBI's taxonomy places the organism in Eukaryota, Metazoa, Chordata, Actinopteri, Pleuronectiformes, Pleuronectidae. Bases 1 to 1146 code for a protein of 381 amino acids. Gene Ontology annotation, molecular function: urea transmembrane transporter activity. The record is from RefSeq and is a predicted model, not a curated record. Gene Ontology annotation, cellular component: membrane. The transcript is spliced from 8 exons.
AUGCAAACCAAGACAGAGGUAGAGGAGGCCAGCCGGAGACGGGCCAGCCCCAGCCGUCGUGUGUUGGACGCUCUGCUGUUGUGCACUGGGGAUAUGGAGCACUUGGAUGAGCAAAUGAAGGAAAAGUCAUUUGUGCUGCAGCUGGCCAUGUGGGGCCUGAGAGGGGUUUCCAGAGUGAUUCUGGCCAACAACCCGCUGAGUGGUGCUCUCAUCCUGGCUGCGCUGUACUGGGCUUCCCCCUGGCAGGGCCUGCUGGGAACUCUGGGUAUACUGGCCUCAACACUAACAGCUGUUAUCAUGGGACAAGACAGUGCUGAGGUGUCAGGAGGUCUCCAUGGCUUUAACGGCAUGUUGGUGUCUCUGCUGAUGGGAGUGUUUAGCUCGGCUGGGGACUGGUACUGGUGGCUUCUGCUGCCUGUCUGCUUGUGUUCAGCGACCUGUGUCUUUCUGUACAGUGGUCUCACCUCACUGUUGGUCCACUGGGACUUACCUGUCGCUGUGUUUCCAUUCAACAUCAUCAUCCUCCUCUACCUCCUUUGUACGGGCCCGAACAAUCCCUAUUUUCCUCACCACCCGGCUGUGCCACCAGGGGUGCUGCAACCUAAUGGCACCAAUGUCAUGGCAGUGGAGGUGUUGUAUGGCAUCCCUCUUGGUGUGGGUCAGAUCUUUGCCUGUGACGCGAUGGGACCCUCCCUUCUCAUCCUGGGAGCCGUUGUGCUCUACUCCCCGCUGCUGGCCGCCCAUGCUCUGCUUGGAUCAGCAGUCGGCACGCUGGCUGGUUUAUCCAUGGCGGUGAGUCAUGCUUCUCUGUACUCGGGUCAGUCUGGGUUUAAUGGAGCUCUGGGCUGCAUGGCUGUUGGAGGACUCUUCUUCACCUUCAGCUGGACGACCCACCUCUUCGCCAUUGCCAGCGCCUUCCUCUCUGCAUAUGCUGACAUCGCUCUGGGAAACCUGCUGGGAACUGUGGGUCUCCCAGCAUGCAGCUGGGCAGCUACUCUGACAGCUACAUUGAUGUUGCUGCUGACUGGCAGUUUAGCAGCAUACAGCAUCCCUAUUGAAAAGGUCAAGGCCCCUGAACACAACCUGAACUCUGGCCGCCGCCAGCGGACAGCCGGGAUCACCCUAGAAAGCGACAGCAUUGUGUAG